CAGACACACUCCUCCACGUCGCAGCUGGACAGAAGCCUGAUGUCUGUGCAACCAGCCGGCAGGCCAUCACUGUUACCUCUCUGUCUCCCCGUCUCUGCAAUUGGUCUUCAUGUUAAUUCUUGAUAGAGCACCCCGCCACACCGGAUAGAGCUGCCUUGGUCCCGUUGGUCUACGAUGGAGCGGCUGUGGUUGUCCUUACUGUUCCUGGCCGUGGCCUGCAAGGGCCAGCCCUGUCCCAAGCGCUGUAUGUGCCAGAGCCUCUCUCCGUCACUGGCCAUCCUCUGCUCCAAGACAGGGCUGCUUUUCGUGCCCUCGGCCAUCGACCGGCGCACCGUGGAGCUGCGACUGCAGGAAAACUUCAUAACAGCGGUCCGAAGGAGAGACUUUGCCAACAUGACAAGCUUACUCCACCUGACUCUGUCCAGAAACACCAUCAGUCAGAUCCUCCCCUCAGCCUUCAGCGACCUGCGCCGCCUCAGGGCUCUCCACCUGGACUCAAACAGGCUCACUGUGAUAAAGGAUGACCAUUUCAAGGGGCUGACCAACCUGCGCCACCUGAUCCUGGCCAACAACCAGCUGCACUCCAUCUCCCCGCACGCCUUCGACGACUUUGUGACCACGCUGGAGGACCUGGACCUGAGCUACAACAACUUGGCACAGGCGCCCUGGGAGACGGUGGGGCGUCUGACCAACGUCAACACCCUCAACAUGGACCACAACCUCAUUGAGAACGUCCCCCAGGGGGUUUUCACCAACCUCCACAAGCUGGCAAGGCUGGAUAUGACGUCCAACAAGCUGAAGAAGAUUCCCCCAGAUCCACUGUUCCUGAGGAUCCCGGUUUACGCCAAGUCUCGGGGCUCCCCGCUGUCGUCGCUGGUGCUGAGCUUCGGCGGGAACCCGCUCCACUGUAACUGUGAGCUGCUGUGGUUGCGGAGGCUGACCCGCGAGGACGACCUGGAGACCUGCGCCUCCCCCGACGACCUCAGCGCCAAGUACUUCUGGACCAUCCCCGAGGAGGAGUUCAUCUGUGACCCACCGGUGCUGACCCGGAAGUCGCCGCGCACGCUGGGCCUGGAGGGCCAGCCCGCCAGCCUCAAGUGCAAAGCCAACGGUGACCCCGAGCCUGAGGUUCACUGGAUAAGCCCUGAGGGGAGACUUAUCUCCAACAGCUCUAGGACCAUGGUGUAUCCCAACGGAAGCCUGGACAUAAACGUGACGGCCCUGAAGGAUUCUGGGAACUUUACGUGCAUUGCAUCCAACGCGGCGGGCGAGUCCACGGGGCGCGUGGAGCUGGUGGUCACCGCCAUGCCGCAUUUAGCCAACAGCACCAGCCGCAGCAGAGACCCCUCGGCCGAGCCCGCCCCCUCAGACAUUCUCAUCUCCUCCAAGGCCGUGCUGCCAGGCAACGACAGCCGGGGGGCCGAGCGAAGGGUCUCUCUGGUGGAGCUGACGGGGAACUCGGCUCUGGUCCGCUGGAACAGCCAGAGCCUCACGUCGGGCGUGAGGAUGUUCCAGGUCCAGUACAACAGCUCCGGGGACGACACGCUGGUGUACAGGAUGAUCCCGUCCAGCAGCAACGACUUCCUGGUGCGUGACCUGGCGGCCGGCCGGUCCUACGACCUGUGCGUGCUUUCGGUGUUUGACGACGCCGUGACCUCGCUGACUGCCACACGUCCGCUGGGCUGCCUGUCCUUCACCACGGAGACUGAGUUCAGCCAGUGCCAGGCCCUGCACAGCCACUUCCUGGGCGGGACUAUGAUCAUCAUCAUCGGCGGGAUCAUCGUGGCGUCCGUGCUGGUGUUCAUCAUCAUCCUCAUGAUCCGCUACAAGGUCUACAGCAACCAGGGCGGCGGCAGCGGUGGCGGGGAGGGCAAGGCGGCCAUGUCCCCAUCGUCGGGCGCCGGCCCGAGGCCGCAGAGCAAUGGUCAAGGAGGAGGGGGAGGGGCGGGGCUAGGGAUGGCCAUGCCCCGCUCGGCCUCUAAAGUGACUGACAGGCAGGAGGAGCCCCACUCCAGGGUCACAUCACCCGGCCACACGCUGAGAGACACCAUGGCGCUGGUGGAGGAGGGCAGCGGCAGCCACACAGGGGCCGCCAUGAAGAGGACUGACUGUCUGGCCAAUGAGGAGCUGCUGUCGCCCACCAACUCCCGCCUCUCCUCCAGGGUUGCCAUAGAGAUGAAAAGCAGGGUGCCAUCUGUCACCAAAGAACUCACUUCUCCCAACGAACUGACAGUCACACAGGCCCACUCAGAGGACCUGGGCCGGGUCAGCAGCCCCGGGAUAGCUGGGCAGACCAUUUUACAUGAGGGGCUGAAAUAG
Messenger RNA from Gadus chalcogrammus (walleye pollock), 2319 nucleotides. RefSeq names its product leucine-rich repeat and fibronectin type III domain-containing protein 1-like protein. The coding region runs from base 175 to 2319 and encodes 714 amino acids. The record is from RefSeq and is a predicted model, not a curated record. Gene Ontology annotation, molecular function: protein binding. NCBI's taxonomy places the organism in Eukaryota, Metazoa, Chordata, Actinopteri, Gadiformes, Gadidae. The transcript is spliced from 10 exons.